AUGCCAUGUUCAUGCUGUUGUUGUACGUGUUGUUAUAAUGAAGAAGACGAAAAUAAAGGUCAAUGGGAUCGUCGAGAUUCCCAAUAUGAUACGCUGCCUGGUCAACUUGUCGUGGCUAGCGAAGAGAGUGAAAAUUGUACUGAUUAUUUAACUCGAUCAUUUCAUAUUAUUAGUAUUAGUCUACCCAGUAUAUUUGUUGAAGCUAUUUUGGUGCUGUUAUCAUUUUUAAUGUUUGUACUUGGUUGUAAAUAUGAUGGUGAAUGUCCUCGUCAACCACUAAUUAUUAUUUAUCAUAUAAUUGGUGGGGGUGUUGGUUUUUUGUUUACACUCUGGCUGUUAGUACGAGCUGUUCGACGACGUCGACAAGAAAGUGGUCUGGACGAUGAUGAUGAUCAUAGUGUAGGCGGUCAUGGUUAUACCGAUGAUUCAACAGGAAAAUUAAAAGACAAUGGUAUUUGGUUUAUGGAACUGGUUGCACUUUUAUUUUUAUGUAGUUGGUUUCUAAUGGGUAAUUAUUGGACAUGGACUAUCUAUAUGCCUGAUGGGGUAAUGAGUUUAGAGAAACCAUUGUCUUGGUGUGAUCGAACAUUAUAUAUGUUUACACUUGUAUCAUUUGCUAUUCUCUAUUUUGUAAUAUUAUUUGGAUUUAUAUUAGUUACAGGUCUAUUGACAUAUGCGAGAUUUUGUGUAACAUCAAUGGUAAAUGAAUAA
This is a messenger RNA of Didymodactylos carnosus, 711 nucleotides long. The record is from the annotation of a GenBank genome assembly. Lineage: Eukaryota; Metazoa; Rotifera; Eurotatoria; Philodinida; Philodinidae.